Pomacea canaliculata is the source of this 2143-nucleotide messenger RNA. RefSeq names its product cysteine-rich venom protein ophanin-like. Lineage: Eukaryota; Metazoa; Mollusca; Gastropoda; Architaenioglossa; Ampullariidae. Gene Ontology annotation, cellular component: extracellular region. The record is from RefSeq and is a predicted model, not a curated record.
UAGAGAAUUUUACGGGAGACACGAGUCCUAGUAGUAGUUCCCAUAACAGCUUCAAAGUUUAGAAGUCAAUUCCAAUGAAAUAUAUUCAGAGACGCCAAAGUACGACAAAAUAGAAUCAUCGAGUGAGUUUGACGAAGCGUGGCUUCCGAGACAGGCAUGGUGUGAUAGAAAUAAUCAGAGGAAUGCCUAGAUCCUACCGUAGAGCUAGAGAUCAACGAGCACAAAUCUAAAAGGAAUCAUUGCGUUGCCAGGAAGUCCGCCAUUUUCUCCACAAGCCUCACUCUGAAGUAGUCACGUGUCUACCAUGUAACGUCUCGAGGGACUGGCGUGAAGUAAAAAGCCAGUGAAGGGGCUCAGCCGACGGGUGAGUCGCAGCGAGUUCAAGUCGAAUUUACUGGCUGUAACUUGCAAGCAGGUAACAAGUUGGAAGACAGCCUGAACUUCAACAGUUUGUCACCACAAAUCCUGUACAGCAGUUUCAAAAAGAGAGCAAGUCUCAUCUUAUAAAAUGUGGAUUGUGGUGGGUCGUCAGAAGGCGCUUCUUCUGUCAUGUCUCGUUUUGGUCGUGGUAGACGCUGACCGCAGCAGUAGAGAACAGCACCGCACCAAGAGAUCUGAGGAGUCAUGUGCUGUAAAAUAUCAGGUCAUGGAAAAUCAUACGGCAUGUCUCCCGAGAUCGAAGAAUAACCCAGGCGUCAGCGAGGCCGACAAAAAAAUUAUAGUGGACAUGCAUAAUGAGAAACGAUCAUCGGUCAAUCCUGAAGCCACCAACAUGCUUCGAAUGAGCUGGGAUGACGAAGUGGCCAUGAUUGCGCAGAAAUGGGCGGACAACUGUGAUACGAACCAUGAGAAGAACAAUCUUCAGCGAGUUGUACCAGGUCGUUUCAGUGUCGGACAAAAUAUUGCCACGGGUGCUCAGAACUGGUCGCAUGCUAUCAAUAUGUGGCAUGAGGAGGUUAAGGAUUUCGAGUAUGGAAAUAAAGAAAAUAUGCAGUUUUUCCUCAAAAUCGGCCACUACACGCAGAUGGUGUGGGCAGAGACAAACAAGAUUGGUUGUGGAUUUAGUGUGUGCAACGGACAGAAUUUCCAUGUGUGCAACUAUGCCCCAUCGGGUAAUUUGCAAGGCUCUGUCCACGUGCCCUACAAGAGCGGUCCCAGUUGCAGUGAGUGUCAGCAAGGCAAUUGCAGUGACAAGCUAUGUGAUUGUGGAUUUACAUGCCUUAAUGAUGGCACCAUCAAUACUACCGACUGCACCUGCAAGUGUCUUAAUGACUUCUUCCUGGAGCCUGUUUGCCGAUUGAAGUGCAAGGAGCAAGAACAAGAAUACUGCAGGCCUGGAAUUGGCUAUUCUUCAAGUUCGUGCGAAAUCGUUUUGAAUAAUUGCCCAGUUCGAUGUCGUCUUUGCCCUUAUGCUGAAGAUGGUUACUCAGGUUCAGAAGCCGAUACUGCCAAAUCAACUGCAAGAUCAACAUCCCCAGCAUGCUCUUGCUGGUCGCUGUUAUUACUGAAAGUAUUGGUUGUAAUUUUUUGCAAGAACUUCACUUAGCCAGCAAUAUCUGCACUCUAGCUUUUUUGGACUUCUUUUACUUAGUUUUUGCAGCGGCAAAAAUGUGCUUUUCAAAAUAAAUCUCUCUGUACCAUUUAGCAGGCCAACAUAUUUCAACUCUGCUUUGUACUAAAGAUCACCCUUAAACAGAUCUUCCUUAUUUUGUGUAUGAGUCACUUACCUGCUUUCAGAAUUGAUAGCAUCAUUUGUUUUGAUUUGUUUUCUAUCAAAAAUAUUAGUAGCUUCAUAAAGGAAAACAGGCAAUCACUGGCCAAAGUGGUUAAAUUGCAACUAACACAUCUUCGGUUUUAAGCUGCCAAAAAUGCCCAUGACAAUUUUACACAGCUGAUUGUAUAAUCUAUUUGUAAGGAUAACUCACAAAGUAUAAUUGUUAACACAAUAUGAAUCAAUUUUAAAGCAUCAGUUUUAGUCCUGGUGCACUGUAUACUGUAUAUGAAAAGAUAUUUUUCAAGUUUACCCUUGGCAUAAGCAUUAUACCGAACAGAGACACUUUUCGUGUACUGGAUUAAUGAAAUUUAACAUUCUAUUGUUUAUUAUCACAUGUAUAGAAUAAUAAAACAACAUGGGCACAAAUAA